Messenger RNA from Ctenocephalides felis (cat flea), 1505 nucleotides. RefSeq names its product mitochondrial import inner membrane translocase subunit TIM44-like. The record is from RefSeq and is a predicted model, not a curated record. Bases 166 to 1467 code for a protein of 433 amino acids. The transcript has 3 exons. Gene Ontology annotation, molecular function: protein-folding chaperone binding. Lineage: Eukaryota; Metazoa; Arthropoda; Insecta; Siphonaptera; Pulicidae. Gene Ontology annotation, biological process: protein import into mitochondrial matrix. Gene Ontology annotation, cellular component: mitochondrial inner membrane.
UUCAAAUUUCGUGUUCAAGUUCAUUUCGCGCCUGUCCAAAUUAGUGAAGUGUCAUGGAUUUUUUUGGAUAGUAUUUUUUUUUAUCCCUAUCGGGCAUUAUUUUCAAAUAAAUUUGUCAGAAUUUUUAUUUUUGUAUAUAAAUUUAUUUAGUCCUUUCAUAUAAAAAUGUAUCGUUAUCUAAAAUGUGGCACUUUGCUGCAACAAUUACCUUGUGGCCUCAAAAUUGGGGCAACGAAUUUGGGUAGUACCACAGUUUUCCAACAAUCCCAGUAUUCGACUAAGAGAUCAUCAUUUUUCUCUCAAUUUAUAGAAAAUGUCAAACAAGAUAUGGCAAAAAAUAAAGAGAUGAAAGAGAGUUUAAAGAAAUUCAGAGCCGAAGCUGAAAAAUUGGAACAAUCAGAAGCACUAAAGUCAGCCAGACAAAAAUUCCACAAUGUCGAAUCAGAAGCUUCAAAGAGCACCGAAGUGUUCAGGGAAAAACUAGGUACUAUCAAAAGCAAAGUGCACGAGGCUAUGGAAGAAGCUGGAAAGACUGAAUUUGCCAAAAAGGCAUCACAAAUCACUGAAGAACUUGGCAAAUCAGCUAAAGGUGUUGGUGAAACCCUGUCAGAGACUACACAAAAGUUAGGAACAACUGGAGCAUUCAAAACCAUUUCCCAAGCCACGGAGGCUGUCAAAAAAGAAAUGGACAAUCAAGGUAUACAAGGCCGUGUAUAUCAAGGUUUACAAAAAUUAAGAAAAAGAAAUGAAACUGCUGAUGUAGCUGAUACUAAAAGUUAUGAGCCUAAUGUGGAUGCCACCGGCGUAGAACUGCAUAAAGAUUCAAAGUUUGCACAGUCCUGGCAAAAUUUCAAAGACAAUAAUGCUUAUGUAAAUAAAGUCCUUGACUGGAAAAUAAAGUACGACGAGUCAGAAAAUCCAGUUAUCAGAGCCUCUAGAGUAUUAACAGAUAAAGUUUCAGAUAUAAUGGGUAAUUUAUUUCAAAAAACAGAACUUUCAGAAACAUUAACAGAAAUCUGUAAAAUUGAUCCGAAUUUCGAGCAAAAACAGUUUUUAAAAGAUUGCGAGAACGAUAUUAUACCAAAUAUAUUAGAAGCCAUGGUCAGAGGCGAUCUAGAAAUCCUCAAAGACUGGUGUUUCGAGAGCACCUACAGCAUCCUAGCAACUCCUUUAACUCAGGCUAAAAAAUUAGGCUAUUAUUUGGAUUCUAAGAUUUUAGAUAUUGAAAAUGUUGAUUUAGCUAUGGGUAAAGUUAUGGAACAAGGUCCUGUCUUAAUCAUUACUUUUCAAACUCAGCAAAUAAUGUGUGUCCGGGAUUCUAAACACACAGUUGUAGAAGGACAUCCAGAGAAAGUAAUGCGGGUCAAUUAUGUCUGGGUCUUGUGUCGGGAUCCACAAGAACUAAAUCCAAAAGCGGCAUGGAGGUUAAUGGAUAUAUCAGCAAAUAGUCAGGAACAACUAGUGUGAAUAAUUAUAAAAAUAGAAGAGAAUAUAUUUGUGAAUGU